ACGUCGUCGUCAUGGGCAGCACAUACCAUCUUUGACGUCGACGCUGAUGCAUUACCUUUAAUUCCUCGAUGCUCUUCCCGCGAUAUCGCCGCUACCACUACGACCCGAGAGAUCACUCCGCCGCGGCGUCGCCGCUGCUAUCACUACGUUUGAGAGAUGACUCCAGCUACAGGCGGGCAACGGACCAGCUCAUGAAUGGGUCUGAGAUGUGAUGGUUUUAUGACCGCAAGAUGAGGGACAAUGUAAAGAUAGAAGGUGCCUGUACCCAAAGACCAAUACGGACUGGCAAUCUCGCCUUGUCCGUCCUUCUACCUACACGCCUCCGCCUUGACCCUGGACAUCGCACACGAAGAGUCCCCAUGCAUGGGAGCCAGGCUGCCCCAGAGGAUAUGAGAAAAAGAUAUAAGAUGAUCGAGAGAAAAAAAAUGAGUGAAUCGGCGUCUGAGAUGAUUGAGUGGUGGUUGCGCUCGCUCGUCUCGCGCAAUCUGCGACGAGUCGAUCAGCGCUUGCGCUUGCUGCGGGUGGAGGAGGAGGCGGCUGCCUUCCUCUUCCUGGUCGUCGUCGUCGAGGGGCCUGCCUCUGCAGAGGCCGCCUGCUGCUGGGGAGCAGGGGCUCGAGAGCCGGAGGCGAUGCGGCUGCUCCUCCUCACCGUCUGCUGCACCGCAGCGCUGUCUGUCUCUCCCGCCGUCUCCUUCGCCGUCUCUCCCUCUGUCCCUGCCUCCGUCCCUGCCUCCUCCUCCUCUUCCUCUUCCUCCUCCCCCUCGUCAUCUCCCUGCUCCCCGUCUGUCUGCUCCACCCCUCCUUCCUGCGUGUCCUCCGUCUCGGAGGCUUGGGUCUUGCUUCCUCUCUUUUUCCUCGUCAUGGUGACCGGCGGCAUGGCAGAGCGCAGGCCGAACACGCUCGCAGCACCUGCGGCGAGAUUCUGUAGCGGCGAUGCAGGGCCUUUGUUGCCCUGCUGCUUCUUCCAUUCACGAAGCGCCUUCUGGAAGCGGGCGUGCUGACAGGGACAGGCGCAAAGGGCAGAACGAGACUAUGGGGGAAAAAGAGCCUCCGCGCUCCACGGCUCCAGGGUAGUAGUACUCUCGGCAGGCCGGAUGAGAGGGAUGGAGAUGGGCCUGGCAUAGGCCCAACGCUGUCCGCGAGACUUGACGCAGGAAAUGUCGAGAAAGGAAGCUGCUGGGCGACGAGGCUGCUGCUGAUCACUGUUUGCUGCUCAUCCUUGGAUGGGUGUGACGCCCAGUGGAGUGCUGGACCAAGGGUGAGGCGGACGUGAAGUUGAGUCGAAAGAGGGAAGGCGCGGUGAGUGAGCAAGGAGCUCAAUGUGAAGGCAGGUAGACAGAAGAAGUGUAAAUCGAUGGGCAGACUCGGCCUCC
Molecule: messenger RNA, 1373 nt
Organism: Jaminaea rosea
Lineage: Eukaryota; Fungi; Basidiomycota; Exobasidiomycetes; Microstromatales
Exons: 1
Coding region: 231-1001 (256 amino acids)
Source: RefSeq, a predicted model, not a curated record